Messenger RNA from Closterium sp. Naga37s-1, 1605 nucleotides. Lineage: Eukaryota; Viridiplantae; Streptophyta; Zygnematophyceae; Desmidiales; Closteriaceae. The record is from the annotation of a GenBank genome assembly.
AUGGCGGAGGACAUAGACUUCAAGUUUCCCAUGAAGAAGGCAUGCCACUCGGAGCUCGACAAGUUCUGCAAGGACGUGCCGCACGGCCACGCAUCACGCAUCAAGUGUCUGCAGGACCACAUUGACGAUGCCGACUUUGGGGAGGCGUGCCGCAAGGAGGUGCAAUCCGACCUCGUGCGAUCAGCACAAGACUACCGGCUGAAUUACCGGCUGCACAAGGCGUGUCUGCCGGACAUCCAGCAGCAGUGCCUGCAUGCGUGCGACGCCGCCUCGGCCAACGGCACAGCCACGUGCGGCGGCAUGGUGCUGCGCUGCCUGCAGGACAACAAGGCCAAGCUGCAGUCCCCCUCCUGCACCCAGGAGGUCGACUCCUUCAGCGUGAUCCAGUCCAAGGACCCGCUGUCCCUGGAUGUGCCGCUGCAGAAGGCGUGCCAGGGGGAUUUGGUCAAGCUGUGUCCCGAUGUGAGCCGGGACCAUGCUCGCACGCUCUCCUGCCUGCGGACUAAAAGGGAGAAGCUGUCAACCUCGUGCCGGGAGGAGGAGAUGCGAUUCAGCAUCAUGGAGGCAUCGGACAUUCGCCUCACACCAUCCCUCAUGAACGCAUGCGGCCAAGGUGAGCCACUGGCACAGAUAGGGCCAAGAGCUCCAGAGCCUGUUGAGCUGCAUGUCCCCUCACAGAACCUGUCCCCCUCCCCCCCCUCUGUUACGACUGUGAAAAAACUGUCCCCUCGCUCUUACUUACCUUUUGCUUCCCCUCUCCCCCCACACACGUACCUGGUCCUCCCACCCACAGAGCUGCAGAGCCUGUGCCGCGAUGCGCCCCCCACAGAGGGGCAGGCGUUCAAGUGUCUGCAGGAGCACCUGCAGGACGUGGGCAUGGGCGCCGCGUGCAAGGGCGAGGUCAACCUGCAGGAGGCACGGCACGCCUCCAACUACCGCCUCGACGUGCGCGUGCGCAAGGAGUGCGAGGACGAUGUCACCAAGUUCUGCAAUGGCGUGGACGCGGGGCAGGAGGGGCAUGCGCUUGUGCUCAAGUGCAUGGUCGGCAGCUUCAAGAGCCUCUCCGCGUCCUGCCAGUCCGAGGUGUCCUAUGCGGUGCGCAUGGCCCUCUUCCAGUACCACAAGGGAGCAGCACUCACCCAGCCGUGCGACACAGCAGUUGAAGAGCUCUGCAACACCGGCAGUGCUGCCGCUGCCACCACGCCCGUCAAAGAGAUCAACGGCGCUGUCAUCGGUGUGUACGGGCAGUGCCUCGUGUCGCAGAAGCGGCAGCGCCUGCCGGAGGAGUGCCGCACGCUAGUGAAGCUGGUGGCCAAGGAGGGCGCAUAUGUGGGCGGCACCGUGGACCAAAACAAGCUGGAGGAGACCCUCAUGAAGCUCAAGGCGCUACAGGAGGCUGCAACAGCAGCGACAACAGCAGACGGAGGGAGGGUGGUCCCUCACGACACAGGCCUUGUGAUUUCCGGGUGGCUGGCUGCUGCUGCUCUCGCAGCUGUGGUCAUUGUCGCCAUUGCCAUUGGCUGUGCCGUCUACUACAGGUUCUUCAGCCCGACCCGCAACUACACUCUGGUUGUCAAGUCCGCUCCGGGUGCUGUUGGGGUGUAG